AUGGCGAACGUCGGUGGAUCCUCGCUUGCCAGCCAAGUCAUGCUUUUGGGCAGGGAGUAUUACCAGACUCCAUUCGGGGAGAAGUACCUGGUCAUACUGCCAUUCUUUGCCCAUAUAACCGCAGUAACUCUCAAGCGCAUUAUCAGUCCGCGCAAACCACGACCCUGGACCCACACAUUGACAGUCACCGGUUUCUUUGCAGCAAACUUCUUGGUGCCAAAGCACUACCUGAUCCACCGUGUCUUUCCUCAGGACCCAACCCCGCCCAUCGAGGCUUUCGGGCCUUCUCAGAUGGACUUCGAGUUCGUGAAGACAGGUCUUGCGCAAUGGCCGAUCCGCAAUUGGAUUGUCUACAGCGCGUUGGCUGCCACGAUAGUCGUGCACAUGACGGAAGGCAUGCCCAUCUUGCUCAGAAGAGCCGUGAAGGGUGCCAAAACGCUCAGCAAACGCGGUCGGCGCCUCAUGGCGGGCGCUAUCGUCCUUCCGGUCCUAUCCGGUCUGCUUGUCAUGGCGCGCGAGCCACUGAUGACAUUCCCGUCUACUGCACUACGCUACCAGGCGACUUUCGCGAAGCACCCCUUAUUCCAAUUCUAG
Molecule: messenger RNA, 594 nt
Organism: Peniophora sp. CBMAI 1063
Lineage: Eukaryota; Fungi; Basidiomycota; Agaricomycetes; Russulales; Peniophoraceae
Source: the annotation of a GenBank genome assembly